This is a messenger RNA of Notechis scutatus (mainland tiger snake), 4367 nucleotides long. The record is from RefSeq and is a predicted model, not a curated record. NCBI's taxonomy places the organism in Eukaryota, Metazoa, Chordata, Lepidosauria, Squamata, Elapidae.
UCCCCUCCCCUCCCCCACCCACCCACUCACCCACCCUCGGCAUCUCCUUCCCAGUCCCUGGAGUUGGUAUGACAGGAACUCAUUAUGCUGCUUUCCCGACUUUCCCGGGAAGGCAGAUAAGCAGGAGGCGGAGGACUUGACAAGGGGAAAAGGCGGUGGCGCGCUCGCGCUUCGCCGAAGCCUGGCCCGCCCUCCAUUUCUUUCCAGUCUGACUUUGUCCGACGGAUUCCGGGCUGGUUUUUGCUAACCCUUCCCGCCAGCCUGCUUUCCCAGCAGCCAUGAACCGCGUGGGGAAGAAAAACGAGGAGACUCUCAUCGAGAUGGGGCAGACCCACGAUGGGGAAGAAAGUAAUGGACCUUUGUUUGAAAGUACAUCAAAUACAGAUUCAGAAUUUCCAUGCCACUGGCAGGGCCUAAGUACCACUGAGACCACAUUGCUCAUCUCUGACCUUCAAGGGAAGUCUGGAAGGAGAUUCAAUCUGUUCCUGAAGCGACGUCUCAGGAUUGAUAAGAGACACCAAAGCAAGGAUUCUGUUUUCUUCAGAGAUGGUAUACGGAGAGUAGACUUUGUACUUACUUAUGUGGAUGAUCCAAAAAUGGAUGGAGAAAAAAAAGUGGAUCGAAGGCGAAUGUUUGAGAACAAUCUAGUAAAAACAGGUCUGGAACUAGAAACGGAAGAUAAGAAGGAGUCUGAAAAUGACAAAACAUAUUUUGUGAAGAUUCACGCCCCAUGGGAAAUUCUGAUCACUUACGCCGAAGUACUCAACAUCAAAAUGCCCAUCAAAGAGAAUGAUAUUCCCUGCCCAGUGGAGAACCCAUUGGACUGCAUAUUCGCGCCAUUUAGGCUACCUGAGAUUGUGAUGCACCCUGAACCUGACUACUUUACAGCACCAUUUAGCAAAGAAAGACAGGAAUUGUACCUCAUUGAUGAUGAGAAUACGUUUUUCUCGCCAUCUGUCAGAAACAGAAUAGUUUUUUAUAUUUUAACAAGGUGCCCAUAUGGAACAGAAGAAGGGAAAAAGAAGUUUGGAAUCAAAAGACUUCUAAAUAAUGGCACCUACUCUGCUGCUUACCCUCUUCAUGAUUGUCAGUACUGGAAGAAGUCAAAUGACCCAAAGUGUGAAAAUGAAAGAUAUACCUUAUAUAGGGAGUGGGCCCGUUUUCCUAGGUUUUACAAGGAACAGCCCUUGGAUCUUAUCAGGAAGUAUUACGGAGAGAAGAUUGGGAUUUAUUUUGCCUGGUUGGGUUUUUAUACUGAGAUGCUGUUCUUUGCAGCUGUUGUUGGUUUCAUUUGUUUUCUGUAUGGUUUGUUCACAAUGAAUGAAAAUAUGAGCAGCAAAGAAAUAUGUAAUCCCGAUAUUGGUGGAGAAAUUAUCAUGUGUCCAUUAUGUGAUCGAAAAUGUGAUUACUGGAGGCUUAAUUCAACUUGUGAGUCUUCACAGUAUUCCCAUUUGUUUGACAAUGUGGCAACCCUCUUUUUUGCAAUAUUUAUGGGCAUCUGGGGUAAGUGUUGUCUCGACCAGUUUAAAAACAGUUUCUUUGUAACUAGCGGAGCUUGCCACUCCGCGGGCAGCCUGAGGCAACUGCCUCAGCAUGUUGUUUUCAUUGUAAAAUUUUUUGUGGCCUGGAUGAUUCCAGAUGUCCCAUCUGAGGUGAAGGCCAAAAUAAAACGUGAGAAGUACUUAACACAAAGAAUCUUACAUGAGUAUGAACUCAAUAAAUUGAAACAGAAGUUAUGUGAAAGUAGGACCUGUGCCAGCAUGGAAAAGGAAGUUCUAGCUAGUGAAGGAAUAGUGGAGUUAUCAGAAGCCAUGGAACUCUAAGAGUGACACUUUGCCUGGAAUCCCAGCCUGUGAAAGUUUGUUGUCCAGAAUAUCCAAUGAGCUCUAUCCAUAGUAUGCCUUGAAAGUUUUCUGGUAUUUGUAACCAAUCUACUUCCUAAAAAUAUUUAGGAAGGAGACAAUAUGGUUUGACUGUUGGGCAGUCAACAGAUCCUUUCCCCCCUUUAUUUGGGCUCUUUAACUUUGAAGGCUUCAGUUUAAGGCAUGGCAUUCUCUCUUCCACUGCCUUGUCUUUGUGUGAUUAUGCUUUCUUUGAAAUACUAUUAUCUUAAGUGUUUUUGUGAUGAAUAGUUCCCAGAUUUCUGUGCUGUAAGCAGGAAUUCAAAGUCAAUCAAACUGCCAAGACUGAAAAGGACUUCCCCUCAUUAGGUUUGGAGAGUUGCCAAGAAAGAUACAAAAUUCUUCCAACCCGGAUUUUUAUGAAUGCAUGUAUAAAUCAGAUGAUAAGGCCAAGAGUCUGAUGUGAGGUCUUCCACUUAUUGCAUGGUGCUAUAGAUGGAAAGGAAAUUGUGUUAUUUUAUCAAUGUCUUGGGAUUUUAAAGAACAUCACAUAUUAUGGUUGCCCUUACUCAUUUUAAUAUACCUCUUCCUAAAUUUAAAGUCAUAAUCAGCCUAUUAAUAACCAUUAGCUUUGAGAAUUGAGACGAUUUAGCAAAGCAAGUACAUAUAUAUUAGAGAAGCUUUUUGGGAAAGUUUCUUCCAAGAGGUAGAUUAAACAUAAUGUUAGAAAAUCAGAUGCCUUGCUCAGUAUUAAAGAAGUACUAUUCUGUAAUUCUCUCCUUUCCCAUAGGAGCUAUUGUGUUCUUUUUAAGCUUUGGUCUUCAUUAAGUAUUGAAGCAUUUAAUACUUGGAAAAUCUUACACAUAUCAUGAAUACAUUUCUGUUGCACGACUAUGCACCUUUAAAUGCCUUUUUGAGGUGGACAAUCUAUUUGCCUGCUUUUAAAGGCUCAAAUAAUUACAUUAUAGAUUAUUUUUCAGUAGGGUACAAUUAGAAUUUGAUUACCUUCUAAAUCAAAACUUAAAACUAAAAUUAAUGUGAAAUUUAGUUGGAAAUUAUUUGAUAAAAACCCAAACCACUGAAUUGAUAUGAUUUUUGUCCACUAAUAUGCUAUUUUAACAUAAUUGAAUAUUAAAAUAGCAUAUUUUUAGAUACCUAAAGAAGGGCUAUCAGCAAAGCCAUUUCUUGUGACUCUGCCUUAAAAGUUGAUCUGUUUCUUUGUAAAGAGUAUGUAUCCUUAGUAAUUAAUGAAUGAAAAAUUAUGCACAUUGUUGUAGUCAGAGUCCCAAUUCUAAGAAAUCAUGAUUGUUUAAAUAUUGUAAAGGAAUGUUUCCUUAGAAGGGUAUGUUAAAACAACUUUGCAGAUUUAUUGUCUUAUUUAUCAGUUUUAUGUGUCUUAUGUAUGUGAAAAUAAUUAUAAGCCUUUUACAUUUGGUUUCCUUGUUUUGUUAUAUACUUUUAAAGAAUUGCAACUAUUUUUGUAAAUUCACUACAAUUUUAUAGCCAAAUCUAUUCUGCCAUUGCUUAUUGCUAUUAUUGCCAGUGCCUUGUGUAUUUUCACUUAAGUAACAAAGAAUGGAUGUGAAAGUGCUAGUUCUCUUAAUCAUAUAGCAUAAUGUGAUAUACAAAUCAGUUCACAGGUAUCACUUGGUUAACAGCUUUUAUAUUCAAUCAUGUCAAUCAGUAACUUAUCCAGACAGGAGCAAGUUUUGCAAACUUCCAGUUGAGUUAAUUCUUUAUAAUGCAAUUGAAUUGUAAUCAAGGUGUAUAAACAUUACUGGAUUUGUCAGUCAAAAUGAAGCAUGUUGGACAUCAUAUUUCAUCAUGAUGAAGUAUUUGUAUUAAUCAGCUGUUAAAUAUUGGAAAUGACAGUCCGCAUGUGAAUCAGAAUUUCUAUUUCUGAUAGUAAAAUAUACCUUCAAAAUACUAAAUGGAAAAUGUUUAAUCAAUGAAAACGUUAUUUUUGAUUAAUAAACGUAACAUUAUUCCCAGUUUUAUGCAUACAGUGCUGCAUAAACUGUACAAAAUCCAAAAAUGACUAUGCACAAUGAUACUGGAUGUCAUUUAAUUUUCUUCACUCAAGUUUUUCUGAAUCGAAUCAUUUUAUAGGUUUCGAAUAAUAUUAACAUAGCCUCAGAGCAAAAUAUUUGGAUUUCAAAACAGAUUUCAAAAUUGGUAUCAAUAUAUUGCAGACUCUUCCAUCUUUUUUCAUAUGCAAAUACAUAAAAUCUUUGGCUUAUGCUAUAACUUGUUUGUUCAGGAUAACCAGUUGCCUAAGAUUGGAUGUCAGUAAUCAUCAUCCUCUCAUCCAGUAUCUUAUUUAUGCAUAGGUCAUUGAAUCAGUGCAUAACUUAUGGUGUUGGAUGUAUGUUUGGGAAAAUAGUGUGACAAUAAUUAUUGUCUUUUGAAUUGUACCGAGAACUAACCUUACCAUCUUUCACAGAUUUUGAAUCAAAUUUUUAUCAUCCUUAAACAGCCUUGUUUUUGUUACUAUUUAUGAUUAGUUUAAUGUGCUAAAGAAUACCA